Salvelinus sp. IW2-2015 is the source of this 2152-nucleotide messenger RNA. Its product is annotated as inhibin beta B chain. Gene Ontology annotation, molecular function: growth factor activity; cytokine activity. Gene Ontology annotation, cellular component: extracellular region. Lineage: Eukaryota; Metazoa; Chordata; Actinopteri; Salmoniformes; Salmonidae. The record is from RefSeq and is a predicted model, not a curated record.
GUUUGUGUGUGUGUGUGUCCUGUCAGAGAGAGUCAGAGACAGUGCUGUCAUUUCCUUGAUGCGCUCAUUGGUGUGUCCCUAUAACGUGUCACAACUUUUGUUGGAUUACCCCAGUUAUGUGAAGCAUCAUUAGUUGUUGAAGUACCACUCYCGCUCUCUCAUCCUUGUCUUCGAGGUAACCACCUGCAGGAACAAGGUCCCUCUGACUAGAACAGUUCAGGAACUUGAUGAAUGCAAAUAGAUCAGCAUCCAAAGCAACUCGGGGAACAACUUUUUCAAACAUGCUCUGUUUAAUAUUAUCGGUUCUUACACUUGCGCCUGCCUCUAAAAUGCAUAGUAUCCAUGUGUCUAGAGAGCCCACCAACAUGCUAUUCUCUUCUUGCACAUUUCUAAUGUUUUCAUUGAUGACGUCUCUGCUGGUGAAGGGACUGGAGGCUGCGACCACCGCGGGGACAACGCCUGGUUGCGCGUCUUGUGGCAUUCCGCCGAUGGAGAAGGAUUCCGAGCAGAGGCUCCUGGUUGAGAUCGCCAAGCAACAGAUCUUGAACAAGCUGCACCUGAAAGAAAGACCGAACAUCACCUCGACUGUGCCCCGCGCUGCGCUUAUCACGGCUCUCCGCAAACUCCACGCGGGGCGAGUCAGACCCGACGGCACCAUUGAACUCGAAAUGAAYAUCAAUGAUACAAAAGAUCAGGGAUAUGAAAUGGUGAGCUUCGCAGAAAUGGAUGAGAUYGACACUACUGGUGCUCAGCCACGCCUCACCUUCCAGUUCCUGCAGGAGCAAGGCCACAGCAUUCAGGUGCUCCAGUCAGCCCUGUGGCUGUACGUCCGCUCCUCUGACGCCCCUAACUCGGGGCCCCGCCCCACCGUCACAGCCCACAUCUACCUCUCCGGGCCUGGGAAAAGCUGCUCUAACCGCACCCUCCUCCUAGAGAAGAUCCUGGAUGUGCAGAAGAGCAACUGGUACACCUUCCCCAUUACACACACCCUGCAAGCGUUCAUGGACGGGGGCCAGCGGCUGCUACAGCUGGAAGUCACCUGCACAGAGACUGGGGUAGCCGGGGAGAAUGUCGUUAGCCAGAACCUGUGUGAGCUGGGUAAGACCAUGGACAUGGCCCACCAGCCUUUCAUGGUGGCCCAGGUGCGGCUCCGCGAGGACCACAAACACGUCCUCCAGAAGAGGUCCCUGCAGUGCGGAGAUGAUGUUACGGUCUGCUGCAAGAAGGACUUCUACGUCAAGUUCAAGGAUAUCCAGUGGCAGGACUGGAUCAUAGCUCCAGAAGGGUACCACAUGAAUUACUGUAUGGGCCAGUGUCCCCAGGCCCUGGCUGGGUCUCCAGGCAUCGCGUCUUCCUUCCACGCUACAGUCUUCAGCCAGCUCAAAGCCAAUGGCAUCAACACAGCAGUGUCUUCCUGCUGUGUGCCCAUCCAGCGCAGGCCUCUGUCUAUGGUCUACUUCAACUCACAGCACAGCAUCGUCAAGACCGACGUCCCUGACAUGAUCGUAGAGUCCUGCGGCUGUACGUAAAGAAAGAGAAGAAAGAGAAAGACAAGACAUUCAGCUAGUUAUGCUUUUAGUCUGAGAAGACUAGAUUGAAUGUGUCACACAUGCACAGACAGAUGCAAACACAUACACAGACAGAUGCAAACACAUACAUGCAUACUUCACGAUCAUGCCGUAUAGUAUUUAAGAUGUUCCGUCUUCAUCAAUUCGAUAGAGGGUUUUUGAACGCCAAUUGGGAAUAGUACUGAGUGCUCAAAGGGUUUGUUUAGUCAAUUGGUCAUACACCAGAUAGCACAUGACAGAAAGAGGAGAGAGAUUCAUAUAUCGCCUUCAUUCCUUUUUUUUAUUUACUGUAAAACAAUGAGUUGUUAUUAUCGUAUUUCCUUUUAUCCCUAGUUUUUUUGUUUUACUGGUGAGCGUGAGGUGAGCUAAGAAAGACACAGUAAGAUUUAUGCAGUCAGUGCUUGGACCUAAGGGAAAUGGAGUGGAGCUUACUCUUUUUCUUUGUUUCUAAAAAGAUGUGUGCUGCAUCGACGAUUUUCACACAUAUCCCACGUGCACAUAUCCCACGUGCACAUAUCCCACGUGCACAUCCGACUGAGAAUGCCCAUCGUAAUACAGUGAAAUUGUAUACACUAGUAUAAACC